UAUCUUUUAUUUCUCGGAUAUAUUGUAAUACCACAUGAUGUCUGAAAAAUAACAAUGAUUACGAUUUUAAUAUUUGUGCUUGCUGCAAGUGUCUAAACCAAAACAAGAUGGAGGUCACUAAAGCGAACUUUAAGGAGUGCUUAAGUCAAAUAGAAGAAGCUAUCAACGAAGCAGAUUUCCUCGCUAUCGAUGGAGAAUUUACAGGACUUCAUGCCAAGGAUGCUGAGUCAAUUGGAUCAUUUGAUACUCCUGAAGAGAGAUACCACAAGCUGAGGAAGGGUGCAGCACAGUUUUUACUUGUACAGUUUGGCCUAGCAGCUUUUAAAUAUGAUCCAGAGACAAAAAGUUACACAGCCCGACCGUUCAACAUGUAUGUAUUCCCACGUCCGUUCAGCCGCCAGGCUCCAGAUCGACGAUUUCUCUGUCAGGCUUCAAGUAUUGACUUCCUUGUGUCUCAGAAUUUUGAUUUCAACAAGUUGUUUAGAGAAGGUAUAUCCUACUUGACCCCACCACAAGAAGAACACCUGAAGGAGUCAAUCAAGAAGAGGAAUGCUGAACACGCUCAGCUGUCAUCUCCGGCCUUCACCAGUCCCCAUGGGGCAAGUGCUGGUCCCAACAAGGGGCCAGUAGAGGUCCCAGAUGAUCAGAAGGACUUCAUUGACAAUAUCUGUGAACAAAUCAAGGACUACAUCGCCCAGGCAACCAAGGAGCCCUUACAAUUGCCCCAGUGUUCGGCAUUCCAGAGGAAACUUAUCUACCAGACAGCCAGACUCAAGUACUCCAACAUCCACCUGGAGACGAAGAUUGGGGAGAAGAAGGAGCGCUACAUCGUGGUGACAGCUGUGGAUUGUGAGAAGGACCUGAGGGACAAGGAGAAGGCCAAGAUGGAGGCUGAGAUGGCCGAGGUGGAUGAAGCUAUUGGUUUCUGUAAAGUCACACAGCUGCUGUCACAGUCUGGCAAGCUGGUUAUCGGACACAACAUGCUGUUGGAUCUCAUCCAUGUCAUCAACCAGUUCAACUUCCCCCUCCCAGAGGAAUAUGAAGAGUUCAAGGCAAUGGUGAAAUGUUGCCUUCCAAGAUUGCUGGACACAAAACUGAUGGCCAGUACAGCUCCAUUCAAGGAUCUCAUCAUCAACACAGCAUUGGGAGAUUUACGCAGGACUGUUGAAGCUAAACCUUUUGUAAAGCCCCAGGUUGAUCUUCCAGAGGAGUUUUCCAAAUAUGGUUCAGAGACAGAGUUUCUGCACGAGGCAGGCUAUGACGCGUACAUCACAGGAAUUGCUUUCAUAGGCAUGGCAAACUUUCUUGGUACAUACCAGCAGCCCCCCAAAGACUGGAUCUCUCCACAGUCACCUCUCAUCGAGCCUUUUGUCAACAAGCUGUUCAUGAUGAGGGUCCAUGACAUCCCCUAUCUCAACCUGACUGGACCAGAUGUGAUCCCGGCGGCGAGAGAACAUGUGUUUCAUGUCACCUUCCCUAAGGAGUGGAAGUCACAUGACAUCGUCGGCCUGUUUGCUCCAUAUGGUGGUGUGUCCCUGUCAUGGAUCAAUGAAACUUCAGCCUUUGCUGCCCUGUUCAGGAAAGACAAUGCUCCUGCAGCUGUCCAAGGCCUGGUGAAGGGAGAAGAUGACUCUGUGAAGGUGAUGACAUAUGAAGACUUCAAGAAACAAGCAGCACAAUCACCAUUUUCUCUGCUGCCACGGAAACGCAAACAUACUUCUGAUGAUGCAGAAAAUUCAAAGAAACCCAGGAUAUCUCCAGCUGCAGAGUCAACGACAGGUCCGGAGGGGGGCGAAGUGAAGAAGGUGGAUGCUGGGAAGGAGAAGAUGGAGACCAACUCUGGAUGCGAGUCACCAGAUUCCUGCAGUGACAAGAAAGCCAAGAAGAUGUUUGAGGAGCCUGAGGUCUGGUAGACACACAUCCAUGUCACUUGAAGGCCUCAUGCAACAGGCAGCCUAUUCACACAGACACUUCAGGAAUGAGUUCUGGGGUCAUUCCAUUGUGCCAUCAGUUUUGGCUCCUCUAUACAAGGAGGAUAAUCUACAAGGCUCUACUGUAAAGUGCUUGUUCAAAUUAAGGAAUGACAGGUUUUGGAAUACAAGAAUGAACAUUUGUUAUUAUAUAUGGACAUUUUCUGUCAAUGUAAAUUGAAAGGUUACACAGGAAUUAUGAGAAGCAAAGACAAGGUUGUUAUAUGUGAUCUUCACAUAGAUUAUCGCACGGAGCAUGGCCACCGAGACACCAACAAACCCACAUAGUGUAGUUACCAGGUUCCUGCAACUCUGUAAAGCUGAUGGGAGUAAUGGCAGGCAUUUUACCUCAGUUUUAUUCCUGUACAAAAGUUAGACAUGUGUUUGUUUUUAAGGAAGCUCAGCUUUCAUGCAUAUAUAAUAUGUACAAUCUUUCUGCAGAAGUUUUUGAAAAUACUGACUCUGUCAUGUGAAUAGCAUUGACUCCAUGAAUCAUGUUUGUACCCACAUCUGUUGUUGAUCAGACCAUCUCUAAGUAAAUCAAUACAUUCACCAUA
Haliotis rubra (blacklip abalone) is the source of this 2527-nucleotide messenger RNA. RefSeq names its product poly(A)-specific ribonuclease PARN-like. Gene Ontology annotation, cellular component: nucleus; cytoplasm. The transcript has 22 exons. Lineage: Eukaryota; Metazoa; Mollusca; Gastropoda; Lepetellida; Haliotidae. Gene Ontology annotation, biological process: nuclear-transcribed mRNA poly(A) tail shortening. Bases 108 to 1913 code for a protein of 601 amino acids. The record is from RefSeq and is a predicted model, not a curated record. Gene Ontology annotation, molecular function: metal ion binding; poly(A)-specific ribonuclease activity; RNA binding.